GCUGCUCAUGGUUAACUUUAAGUGUGCACCUUGAAGUUUUUCUUAAUAGCUGUUUUUUAAAAAAUGAAUUGUGCCAAACUAAUAUGACUAUAUUUUAUCUUUCCCUUGGCACCCUUUCUCUUCCUCUUUCAAAAUUUUGUUUGAUUAAUAACAGAUGUCAAAGUCUGCAGAGAAAUUAGCUUCCCUAGAUAUCAGUCCUUUCUUUACUCCUGUCAGACUUACUACAUUUGUACAGUCAAUGUAAGACAGAGAAAGUGAGGCAGAAGUAAACUGAGCAGGAUCCCUUACUUUAAAACAGCAAAACCAUAAAACAAAAGCCACAAACUUCUCAGAAAGCUUAAAUUAAAUAAAUGCAAUAUAAAGGUUUAUGUGAUGAAUCAAAAAUUAGCAGUCUGACUGUUACUUUUUGAUGUAAAAAUAAUGUCACUGAGCUCACCACUUUUGUUUCACAUCUGGUCACUGCACUAAUUUUUAAUUAUCCUUUUUUUUUAGCUUGCCAUUUUGUUGUAAAUAUCUCCUUCACUUCCUGGGAAAAGAAAGCAUUCUUACAUGUGCUUUCAGGCUUUAAAGAGCACACAUUGUAUGAAUUUUAGAUUUAAUUUUUAGUUUAAUAUGCUACCUACUACCAUUAUAUGUAGCUCAGUGAUUAUAUAUCCAUCUUAUAACAACAUAGAAAUCACCCAUAACAGCAUUUAAGCCAGUAAAUUCACAGUAUGCUCUAAGCUCUUAUCUAAUUGGCUGCUGGAUCUUGCAUGUCAUAAUCACAUCACACAACAGUAAGCAGUAUCUGGAGUUAACAGUAGGGGAUUUAUUUUUCAAUCCAAAGUUUUCUCCUCUCUCUAGUGAGACAUCUGAAACUCAUAAGCCAUCUUUAAGAAUGUCUUACAAAAACAUGCUGGAAGACAGCGGAUCUUGUUUGUAUCCUGAAGAUUUUUUUCUCUUUGUUAUUUUAAAUUAAUUGUCAACAGAUGUGGAACUGUUGGGUUGGUUCUUAAGUCACUCGGAGAAGAGAGAUGCAUCUACUCAAGGUUGGCACUUGGAGAAACAACACUGCCUCUUCCUGGCUUAUAAAGUUCAGUGUUCUUUGGCUUGUUAGUCAGAACUGUUGCAGAGCAAGUGUUGUUUGGAUGGCUUAUAUGAACAUAUCAUUUCAUGUUGGGAAUCAUGUGUUGUCAGAGUUGGGAGAGACUGGAAUCUUUGGAAGAAGCUCCACUUUGAAGAGAGUGGCAGGAGUUAUAGUGCCACCGGAGGGAAAAAUCCAAAAUGCAUGUAAUCCCAAUACCAUUUUCAGCCGAUCAAAGUACUCAGAGACCUGGCUUGCACUUAUUGAACGGGGAGGUUGUACCUUCACACAGAAAAUUAAAGUGGCAACUGAGAAGGGAGCCAGUGGAGUGAUCAUCUAUAACGUUCCAGGAACUGGCAACCAGGUGUUCCCCAUGUUUCAUCAGGCAUUUGAAGACGUCGUUGUGGUUAUGAUUGGUAACUUAAAAGGCAUGGAAAUUUUCCAUUUAAUUAAGAAGGGAGUUCUCAUUACGGCCGUGGUUGAGGUGGGGAAAAAGCACAUCAUCUGGAUGAAUCACUAUUUGGUCUCUUUUCUGAUUGUCACAACUGCUACCUUAGCAUAUUUCAUCUUUUAUCACAUUCAUAGACUUUGUUUAGCAAGGAUUCAGAACCGGAGAUGGCAGCGAUUAACAACAGAUCUUCACAACGCAUUUGGACAACUCCAACUUCGAGUAGUAAAAGAGGGGGAUGAAGAAAUAAAUCCAAAUGGGGAUAGCUGCGUAAUUUGCUUUGAACGCUAUAAGCCUAAUGACAUAGUUCGUAUUCUGACUUGUAAACAUUUUUUCCACAAGAAUUGCAUUGACCCCUGGAUUUUACCCCAUGGGACAUGCCCCAUUUGCAAACGUGAUAUUCUUAAAGUUUUGGGGAUUCAAGUGGAUGUUGAAAAUGGAACAGAACCUUUGCAAGUUCUAAUGUCAAAUGAACUGCCUGAAAACUUAUCACCUAGUGAAGAGGAGAUAAAUAAUGAAGUUUCUCCUGCAGGAACCUCAGAUAAAGUAAUCCAUGUGGAGGAGAACCCUACUUCUCAGAAUAAUGACAUCCAGCCUCAUUCAGUAGUGGAAGAUGUUCAUCCUUCACCUUGAUGGCAUGACUUUUGAGGAAGUGUAUUAAACCUGUAUGAGAAAUCAGGUCUUAAUACUGACAA
Messenger RNA from Symphalangus syndactylus (siamang), 2206 nucleotides. It is a transcript of the gene RNF133, whose product is annotated as ring finger protein 133. Lineage: Eukaryota; Metazoa; Chordata; Mammalia; Primates; Hylobatidae. The record is from RefSeq and is a predicted model, not a curated record. Gene Ontology annotation, biological process: ubiquitin-dependent protein catabolic process; protein ubiquitination; positive regulation of DNA-templated transcription. Gene Ontology annotation, molecular function: ubiquitin protein ligase activity. Gene Ontology annotation, cellular component: nucleus.